Molecule: messenger RNA, 252 nt
Organism: Purpureocillium lilacinum
Lineage: Eukaryota; Fungi; Ascomycota; Sordariomycetes; Hypocreales; Ophiocordycipitaceae
Biological process (GO): endoplasmic reticulum to Golgi vesicle-mediated transport
Cellular component (GO): endoplasmic reticulum membrane; Golgi membrane; COPII-coated ER to Golgi transport vesicle
Source: RefSeq, a predicted model, not a curated record
AUGCUCUUCUUCGGCAGCUUCCUCUACAUCGCCGUGCUCCUCAUCAACUCGGUCGCCAUCCUCAGCGAGGACCGCUUCCUCGCCCGCAUCAACCUCUCCCCCGCCUCGUACGACCCGGCGUUCGGCUCCGGCGCCGACGCCAGCAUCAAGGCCAAGAUCAUACACCUCAUCGCCAGCGUCCGGACAAUCAUGCGCAUGCCCCUGAUAUUCGUCAACAUGGUCAUCAUACUCUACGAACUGGUCCUCGGUUGA